Molecule: messenger RNA, 1746 nt
Organism: Rhizoctonia solani
Lineage: Eukaryota; Fungi; Basidiomycota; Agaricomycetes; Cantharellales; Ceratobasidiaceae
Product: Gly-Xaa carboxypeptidase
Exons: 12
Coding region: 1-1746 (581 amino acids)
Cellular component (GO): fungal-type vacuole lumen
Molecular function (GO): metallocarboxypeptidase activity
Source: RefSeq, a predicted model, not a curated record
AUGCCAGCCAAUGAAAAACAUGGACUAGAUAUUGCUCCCGCUCGGCGUCCUGGUUGCAAGAGCCAUUUGAACAGGUUGCUUGCGGCCGGCUUAAUAGCUUCCGCAGCACUCUACUGCUGCCGUGACAGAAUUCUCUAUGAUGCUCGCGGCUUGUUUGUUGGUAAUCCUGAGCCCAAGGAUUAUUGCAAGCAAGUUAAACCAUUUGACGCAUCGAAUUGGACAGCUGUAUACGAUGCAGACGGUUUCGAGGCCAAAGCUGCAGAGCUGCUCGGUGGUGCGGUUCGGAUCCCGACCGAGUCGUUUGAUAACAUGGGGAACGUUGGGGACGAUGACCACUGGGUCGUAUUCGACAAAUUGCACAAAUAUCUGGAGAAACAAUUCCCCAAAACGCACAAGGCGCUCAAAGUGGAAAAAGUAAACACCUAUGGCCUACUCUUCACCUGGAAAGGGUCCGAUUCGUCAUUGAAGCCGUUGGUACUUAUGGGUCACCAAGAUGUCGUACCUGUUGAUCCCAAGACCGUUGACCAAUGGAAGCAGCCUCCUUUCUCGGGAUAUUACGAUGGCACGUACGUAUGGGGAAGAGGGAGUGGUGACGACAAGAGCGGUUUGAUCGGUAUUUUGGCCACGGUCGAGAGCUUGCUUGAUCGAGACUUCAAACCGACACGCACCCUGGUUCUAUCGUUUGGUUAUGAUGAAGAAGUUGGAGGGCCGCGAGGAGCGAAACCAUUGGCGGAGCGAAUUUUAGAAAUUUAUGGCCAAGAUGGCAUUGCGAUGAUCGUGGACGAAGGAGAUACCGCAGGUUCUGUUGUCACGGACAAAGGAGUCGCCAUUGCUCGUCCAGCUGUGGGUGAGAAGGGGUACAUGGAUGUCACAAUCGAGGUCCGCACGCCUGGAGGCCACUCGAGUGUUCCUCCUUCUCAUACAUCGAUUGGUAUUCUUUCCAAAAUCAUCGUCGACUUUGAAGAUAAUCCCUACUCGGUUAAGCUUCACCGAAGCAAUCCCAUGUACACUUUACUCCAAUGCGAGGCCGCGUAUGCUGCGCCCGAUGCAUUUGUCCCAAGGUUCAGGAAGGCCAUCGAACGUUCACUCGUUAGUGACAAAGCACUCGAGUUUGUGACUGAAGUCAUGUCAAUGGAUCGUGUCUGGAGGGCAUUUGUUGGUACCACCCAGGCUGUUGAUAUCGUAAAUGGUGGCGUCAAGGCAAAUGCACUUCCUGAACAAGCUAAGGCUUUAAUCAAUCAUCGCAUUGCAAUUGAAAGUUCUAUUGCGGACGUUCAGAAGCACAUUGAAAUCAAGCUCGCCCACUGGGGUAAGACGUACAACUUGUCGGUCGAGGCGUUUGGAAAGAACGUCUCGAGGGGGAAGGCGCCAUUCUAUGGAACAGUUACUGCCAGCACAACUGAUACAACAGCUAUCGACGUUGCUCCCGUAUCGCCCACCGACUCCGAAGCCAAACCCUGGAAUGUACUGUCGAGUAGCAUCCGUGGUGCUUACAGGGACAGCAAGAACCCAAAGGUUGCUGAAGGCGACAUCAUCGUGUCUCCAGCCCUGAUGAGUGGGAACACCGAUACUAAGUUCUACUGGAAGCUCACUAAGCACAUCUUCCGGUACAACCACCACUUUGCUUCCGAUUUAUACAACGGGGCUCACACUGCUAACGAAGCCUACAAAGCUAGCGGCUUCGUAGACAUGAUCAAGUUCUUCACAACACUGAUCAUUAACGCCGACCAACCUGACGCUCUCUAA